AUGGCGUAUGAGGGGGUUGCACAUAAUGUAGAACUUUCCCCCGCCUUCAUUGAAAGUCUUCAAAGCGAUUUCAAAAGUCUUUCAUCGGAAUCAAAAAAGAAAUAUCCACAGGUAAAAGAGGCAUGUGAAGAAGCUAUCAAUAAACUAAAAGGUGCACAAUCUUCAUCUCAAACCUCAAUUUAUUAUGUUGUCAACCAAAUAAUUUACCCCUUAUCACAAGGUUGUGAAACUAAAGAUGUUAAACUUAUAAGGAUAUGUUUGCAAAUAAUGCAAAAACUAAUUACCCACCAACUGGUGGAUCAAAAAGGUGCUUUAUACAUAACAGAUACAUUAUGGGCCCUCAUGGAGCUUGGAAUAGAAGAAGUAAAGAUUUUACAGACAGUUACAUUACUCCUUACUACAAAUACUGUUGUUCAUGGAGAAACCUUAGCAAGAACAUUGGUGUUAUGUUUUCGGCUACAUUUUGCAAAAAAUUCAACCACUAUCAAUACAGCAGGAGCUACUGUAAGGCAGUUGGUGUAUCUUGUAUUUGAAAGGGUUAUUUCUGAAGAUGAACAAAUAUCAAAAGCUGAAAAUGUACCUCAACGGGGCCCUGUGAAUUUUGAAGACCUAAAAGCACCCAGUGGGAAUCCUCCUAAAGGACUACCUCCUUGUGCUGGUGAUGCAUUUUUACUUUUUCAAGACUUAGUGCAAUUGGUAAAUGCAGAUCAACCAUUUUGGUUAAUAGGGAUGACAGAAAUGACCAGAACAUUUGGUUUAGAAUUGUUGGAAUCUGUAUUAACACAGUUCUCAUCAGUUUUUUAUCAAAAUGGCGAAUUUAGUUUUCUAUUAAAAGAAAGAGUCUGUGCUCUAGUUAUAAAGUUGUUUUCACCUAAUAUCAAGUACAGGAGCAACGUACCAAGCAGCAUCCAGCAAGCUACACCUUUUGAAAAGCCAUACUUUCCUAUAAGCAUGAGAUUAUUAAGAGUGGUCUCCAUUCUUAUUCAAAAAUAUCACAGUUUACUGGUGACAGAAUGUGAAAUAUUUUUGUCCUUAAUUGUGAAAUUUUUGGAUCCCGAUAAACCUACCUGGCAGCGUUCUUUGGCUUUGGAAGUUUUACAUAAAAUGACAAUACAACCAGAUUUACUAAAUUCAUUUUGUGAAUGCUACGAUUUAAACAAGCAUACAACUAGUAUUUUUCAAGAUAUCGUCAACUCUUUGGGAGCUUAUGUCCAGUCCCUUUUCGUCAGUCCACAGUUACAAAUGGGUGCUGGAAUUCCUUUGACACAAGGACAACCUCCUGUAUAUCUUGGAGGUUUACCUGCAGGUCCUGGUGUAUCUUCCCAGCCUGGUUUUUUGUUAAGAGGAGUUUGGUUACCUAUUGUAGCAAGUUUUCCUACUGGCCAAGCUAAAUCAACUUAUUUAGAAAUGCUGGAUAAGAUCGAACCGCCAUUAGUGCCAGAUGGAUAUGGUAUAUCUGUUGCUUAUGCAUGUCUUAUGGAAAUAAUCCGCUCCCUGCAAAUACUAAUAAACCCUCAACAACAACCUGAAGAACCUGUAACAAGAAAAGAAAACAACAAAGAUUUGAACUGUCAACUUAUAAACUCUAGUUGGUGUGGGCUACUUGCAGCCUUGAGUCCUCUUGUGGAUGCUAGCACAGAAGAGUCUGUUACCGAAAAUGUAUUAAAGGCUAUUCAGACUUACACUUCGUUGUGUGGGAUGCUUGAUCUGCACACUCCUAGGGAUGCUUUUAUUACUGCAAUUUGUAAAUCUUCGUUGCCACCACACUACGCCCUCACUGUUCUUAAUACAGUUACAUCAGGAGUUAACCUAAGGCAAGUUCAUAGAGACAGUCAAGAUUUAAAUAUGCCAAUGGUAGUUCAAUAUGGCGAAACAGUAUACGUUCAACAAGUCGUAGCUGUCGGUACACCUCUUCCCACAUCAUCUAUCCCAGCAGGAACUCAACAAGGUCCAGUUAUGUUAACAGCUAAAAACUUACAAUCAAUGCGAGCCUUACUAAGCCUUGCCCAUUGUCAUGGAGGCAUUUUAGGGACAUCGUGGCAUCUCGUUUUAACCACCUUGCAGCAUUUGGUGUGGAUUUUAGGGCUGAAACCAUCAACCGGUGGUAGUUUGAAAGCUGUACGACCCACCACAGAUGCAAAUGCUGUUAUCACGAGUUCAGUAAUGGACAACUUACCUGUAUUAUCGACAAUGUUGAGUAAACUAUUCGAAUCUAGUCAAUAUUUAGACGACGUGGCUUUACACCACUUGAUAAGCGCGCUAUGUAAAUUAUCCCAAGAGGCCAUGGAAUUGGCUUAUUCUAACAGAGAACCCAGUCUUUUCGCUGUCGCGAAACUUCUAGAAACAGGCUUGGUUAAUAUGUCGAGAGUUGAAGUACUGUGGCGUCCUCUAACUAAUCAUUUACUUGAAGUUUGUCACCAUCCCCAUAUUAGAAUGCGGGGUUGGGGAGUUGAGGCUAUAACAUAUUUGGUCAAAGCUGCUCUUCAUUAUAACCACGCCAUACCUCUUAGGGAAAAUCAGAAGAUGCAGACGUUGCUUUUGGGCCCUCUUUAUGAAUUAUCAUCUGUACCUCACGGUGAUGUAAGACAGAAACAAUUGGAAUGCGUUUUGCAGAUUUUGCAUACAAAUGGAGAAACUUUGUCACAUGGUUGGCCUUUAGUAUUGGGAAUAAUUGGUGCUGUUAAUGAUCAGCAUGGGGAAAACUUAAUCAGAAUUGCAUUCCAGUGUCUUCAACUAGUUAUCACAGAUUUCUUACCAUUAAUGCCAUGGAGGUGUUUACCAUUGUGUGUAGACACUGUUGCCAAAUUCGGUUCCCAAACACAAGAACUUAAUAUAUCUUUAACUGCUGUCGGAUUAAUGUGGAAUAUAUCUGAUUACUUCCAUCAAAACCAAAGUAAGCUUAGUCAAGCUUCUGCAGAAGAUAGUACCGUACUUCCAGAUUUUCCUGGCACUUUGAAUAUGCCCAGUUUCGAUAAACUUUGGAUGUGCCUAUAUGCGAGACUGGGAGAGCUUUGUGUAGAUACAAGGCCAGCAGUCAGAAAAUCUGCGGGACAAACUCUAUUUUCAACGAUAUCAGCUCACGGGACUCUUUUGAGGCAGCCCACGUGGCAAGUUCUGCUCUGGCAGGUCUUGUUUCCAUUACUAGAUAAAGUCAGAAAUUUGUCUAAUUCCGCUAGCAGCGAAAAGGUUGAUGCUGGCGGGAAUAUUUUAAUUCAUCAUACCAGAAAUACUGCUCAAAAGCAAUGGGCUGAAACCCAAGUUUUAACGCUCUCAGGAGUAGCUAGAGUUUUUAAUACUAAACGGCAACUUCUGCAAGCUUUAGGAGAUUUCCCUAGAGCAUGGUCCAUCCUAUUAGAAUUUAUAGAAAAUUCAGCUUUAAGUAAAAAUAACGAAGUUUCCAUAGCAGCUCUGAAAUCCUUCCAAGAAGUAUUAUUCUUAAGCAAAAAUCAAAAUUCAGACAAUAAAUCUGUAGUUGAAGACAAGGACAUAUGGAUCGUAGCUUGGAAAAUUUGGGUUAAAAUAGGCACAGAAAUUACUGUACCACUAAUCGAAAAUGAAUUGCAGCAAGAUGAUUUUUAUAUCCCAAGCCAGACUUUCCUCACAUCUCUUGUACAAAUAUUCCCCAAUGUCUUUCAGCACGUGAAAAACAAUUUCACUUUAGAAGAUUUAAAGCAACUUGGAACUGUAUUAGUAAACGCUGUUAGUAUCCCUGUUUUUGGUGAAACUCCAUAUAUAAUAUCGACUUCAAGUGACGUAAGUCUAACUCCAUUACAUGAUGGAGUCUUGCAUGCUAUGGAGCUUUUACAGAAAGAAACAAUGUCAAAAAGUAACUCGAAAAUGAUACCAGAAAUCUUCAAACUUCUACUGACAUUUGCCAAGUUCACCUGUACUCCUCCAGCGUUCACAAAAGUCGAAAGUAAACAACAGACCAAAACAGCUGAUUGGGUUACAAUGAACUAUGUACCUUUCGGUGAAAAAGCUGUAACAAUGGUUGUUAAAUUAUACGAAAAGACUGCUGAAAAUAACGAAGUUAUUAACGCUAAUAUCCUAAGGGAUAUUAUAGUGACACUUCACACCCCGUUAGCGUUGAAAUAUAAUUGUGUUUCGAAUAGUAUAUGGAAGUUGGCUGCUAGUAGUUUAUUGACAGUGUUGAAAGUUGGAUUGAAGGUCGCUAGAAACCAUGGAAAUCAAUUUUCGACUAUGUGGAAUGAUCUGUAUAAUACCUUGAAUGAUUUUCUCUUCCCAACAACAUGUGCUAAUGGAGAAAAGGGCUUAGAUGAUAUGAUUUCCGACGAAGCUAUGGAUUGCCAAAUAAUAGAGCUAUUGAGAACAGAAGUAUUGCCAUAUUCAAAAGCUAUUCCCAAAGAUUUUAUAAUGCAAGUAGUUAUUCUACUAAACAAAGGAUCGAUACACUCAGCUACAAACGUGAAAACAGAUGGAGAUAUUGAACUUACACUUAGAGAAGAAUUUGCUAAAACUUGUUUUGAAACUCUGCUACAAUUUUCUUUAAUAGACGGGGCCAAUAAUGGAUUCGUAGCUAAUGGAGAUGAUAAAAUUAACGGCAUUGCUGGACAUUUGGCUGUUACUUCCUUACUGCAUAGGUUCCAGGAAGUUUUAAAGAAAUACAUCGAAGAUGAGAAACUCAGUGGAAAGUGUCCUUUACCAAGGUAUCGCCUUUCUGAAAUAUCUUUUGUAUUGAAAGCCUUAACUACCUUAAUAGUGUCUAUGAAAAGAGCAACAGUUGUGAAAGAAGACAAUAAAGCUUGGGAACAGCUCAUAAGCCUCUAUCCAUAUUUAGUGGAAUGUACAACUACGACUUCAACACAAGUUUCCAGACCAUUACGAGAAGCUUUGCUACAGUUCUGUGAUCUCCUACAACCACCUCAUAAUAGGAAUAAUAAUAAUACGAGAAUUACUGAUAAUUUGAUUUAG
Molecule: messenger RNA, 4932 nt
Organism: Psylliodes chrysocephalus
Lineage: Eukaryota; Metazoa; Arthropoda; Insecta; Coleoptera; Chrysomelidae
Source: the annotation of a GenBank genome assembly